This is a messenger RNA of Dufourea novaeangliae, 2112 nucleotides long. RefSeq names its product protein arginine N-methyltransferase 7 (gene Art7). Lineage: Eukaryota; Metazoa; Arthropoda; Insecta; Hymenoptera; Halictidae. Gene Ontology annotation, biological process: peptidyl-arginine methylation. The transcript has 9 exons. The coding region runs from base 1 to 2112 and encodes 703 amino acids. Gene Ontology annotation, molecular function: protein-arginine omega-N monomethyltransferase activity. The record is from RefSeq and is a predicted model, not a curated record.
AUGCUUAGAUUUUCUCUAAAUCGAUUGUUUAUUCGAAAAAUGAGUAUUUUUACUCAAUAUUUAAAUCCUUUGACUGGUACAACUACUUGGGAGGAAAAAGAUCAAAAUUAUGAUUACCAUCAAGAAAUCGCUAGAUCAGCAUUCGCUGAUAUGUUACACGAUCGUGAAAGAAAUCAGAAAUAUUAUGUUGCCCUUAAACGUGCAAUUGAAAAGAAACAUCAGAUGGGAGAAGAAGCUAAUGUACUUGAUAUAGGAACUGGUACUGGUUUGUUAUCGAUGAUGGCUGCUAAAUGUGGAGCAGAUACUAUAACAGCAUGUGAGGCUUUUACACCAAUGGCUAAAUGUGCCAUAAAAAUAAUACAAGAAAAUGGUUUCGAGGAUAAGAUCAAAUUGAUACACAAACGAUCUACGAAAAUGACAGUGGGAAAGGAUGGUGAUAUGGCCAAGAAAGCAAAUAUUUUAGUUACUGAAGUAUUUGACACUGAACUUAUUGGAGAGGGAGCUCUGUCUACAUUUCGUCACGCUCAUGAACAUCUACUUGAAGAGAAUAGUAUAGUUGUACCACAUAGUGCUACAAUUUGGGUACAAGUUGUUGAGAGUUCUGCUGUUCAUGCAUGGAACACAGUACAACCAAUUGAACAGAAGAACGGAUGCUUGUUAGACAUACCAAAUUGUGUAAAGUCUUGUUUUGGAGCAGCUGCAGUGCAUGAUAUACAAUUAACUCAAUUUCCUCAUGAUGCAUUUAAACCUUUAAUAUCACCACAGCCUAUAUUUAGGUUUGAUUUGUCUGGCAAAACACCUUUGUUAUAUGAUGAAAAAGUGUGUUUACAUGUACAGCCGACGUCAAGUGGUACAGCACAUGCUAUUUUUAUGUGGUGGGAUUUAAUUAUGGACAUAGACAAUCAGGUUCUGUUAAGUUGUGCACCAGUUUGGGAACAUCCAGACACAAAGAAGUUACAAGAUAAGGGCUUAACUCUUACAGAGAUAGCAGACUUGAUACCAUGGAGGGAUCAUUGGAUGCAAGCUAUUUAUUAUUUGCCUGUAGAAACUUCAGUUACCACUGACAUUGAAAUUAAUUUAAUUGGGUAUCAUGAUGAGUACUCUCUAUGGUUCCAAUUGAUAAGUGAACCAAUAAACGAAGUACCAGAUUGCGAAAGGCCUGUUUGUAGUUGUGGCGUUCAUGUAGCUUACUGUAGAACACGCAUAGGACAAUUAAAUGACCAAAAACGAAAUGAGAAGUAUAUUAAGGCACUAAAGAAGAAGAUUACCUCAGACACAGUUUGCUUAUGUUUGUCUGAUGGUUGUUUAUUGGGCCUUGCGGCUAUUAAAUUAGGUGCAAAGAAAGUAUUUAUUUUAGAAACAAAUUUUCUGUCUAGAAAAACUAUAGAAACCUUUAUUAAAUCAAAUGAACUCUCAGAAAGGAUACAAAUCAUUGAAUCUGAUGAUGAUUUGCCUCCAGAAAGUACAAUUAAUUUAAUUUUCGGUGAACCGUAUUUUGUUACUUCAAUCGUUCCAUGGGAAAAUCUUUACUUUUGGUAUCUCAGUUCCAAAUAUUCAUCUAAAGUUGAGAGGAUACCGAUUGCAGCGACAAUAAUGGGUGUUGUAGUUGAAUUUAAAGAUUUGCAUAAGAUACGAGCAUCGCUUGGUGUCUGCGAAGGUUUCGAUUUAUCGAUUUUUGAUAAACUCGUUCAGGCAUCAAGCGAGAGAAGUGAUAGUCCAGUAGAGGCUCAACCAUUAUGGGAGUAUACAACCAAAGCAUUGAGUUUACCUUUUAUCAUUCAAGAAUUUGAUUUAACGAAAAAUAUUAAUGAAUGCAAAACUACAAACGUUUCGGAUACUGUUCCUAUUAUAGAGAAAGGAUCGUGUAACGGUGUGGUUUUAUGGGUUGAUUGGCAUUUAGAUUCGGAGGUUACCGUAUCAUCAGGAUCUAAAACAGAAACGCAGCCCGGCAAGCGAAUAUCGUGGGAUCCAUUUACAAGACAAGGUGUACAUUUAUUCAGAGACAUAAUGAAUGUUACACAGCAAAGCAUUCUGCAAUGGUCAUUCAAUUUUGUACCACAGCAUGGAAACAUGAAAUUUGAUUUUCACAUAUUGUCAAAAGCUCUGAAAUAA